Molecule: messenger RNA, 399 nt
Organism: Exophiala spinifera
Lineage: Eukaryota; Fungi; Ascomycota; Eurotiomycetes; Chaetothyriales; Herpotrichiellaceae
Exons: 2
Coding region: 1-399 (132 amino acids)
Source: RefSeq, a predicted model, not a curated record
AUGGCCAACACAGAAACAGUGUUGGAGCCGACCACCCUCCGCGAAACCCUUCGUGUCUACAAUGUCCAUGAAAGUGGACAGCAAGAGGCUGAAGCAGAAGCUAGAGCUAAGAACGAGUCGUCCGAUCAGCAUCCAAUGCAAGAGUCAAGACAGCAAGAUACAAGGCCCGCAGAUCGCGAAUGGCCUUCGGAUUGGCGGAGGAUGCCACCUUAUCGAGAAACAAGUCGCGUGCAUCGAGUCUCUGAUCGCGCUGCGGGACAAGACGCCGUCGAGGGUGUUGUGGUAAUGACCAUGUUCAGCGGAGUGUGGCUAUUGGGGAAUAUCAAUCGGCUGUGGCGUGCAACGGCCGGGAGAUGGAAUGACCAAAUUAUGAGAUAUCAAAUUGGAGGAGAGUGGUAA